Spinacia oleracea (spinach) is the source of this 1272-nucleotide messenger RNA. RefSeq lists its product as uncharacterized. Bases 150 to 1124 code for a protein of 324 amino acids. The transcript is spliced from 7 exons. Gene Ontology annotation, cellular component: chloroplast. Gene Ontology annotation, molecular function: oxidoreductase activity. NCBI's taxonomy places the organism in Eukaryota, Viridiplantae, Streptophyta, Magnoliopsida, Caryophyllales, Amaranthaceae. The record is from RefSeq and is a predicted model, not a curated record.
CAACAACCAGAACAGGCCAUAACUCCGGAACGCAGAGACAUCCACGGUGUUAGGAAGGGCAUGUGGCAGUCGCAGAAGCCAACUACCUACUAACCAGUAACCGCUAACCUCAAUUCAACUUCUCUGAUAGGCUGAUAUUAAAAAAUUAAAUGGGAUCAAUAACAUAUAAUGGCCCACUGCUUUCAUUUUCCUGCAAUUUCAAUCUGUCUCACCGUAAAUAUGGUUGCUCAUCUUCAUCAUCACUACUAGCUUCUUCUUCCUUCUUCCCGUCUCAUUCUCUCACCUCCGCUUCCACCUCGUCUUCUUGUAGUUGGAGUGACAACAGAAGAAGAUUUAUUCCAAGAUUUUGUGUUGCAAUGGCGACUGAUUCCAACAAGCCUACCGUCCUUGUUACUGGUGCUGGUGGUAGAACUGGGCAAAUUGUUUACAAUAAGUUGAAGGAAAGAUCCGAUCACUUCAAUGGGAGAGGUUUGGUCCGAACAGAAGAGAGUAAGCAGACCAUUGGUGGAGCAGAUGAUGUUUUUGUUGGAGACAUUAGGGAUCCUGAUAGCAUUGCCCCUGCAAUCCAGGGUGUUGAUGCUCUAGUUAUUCUUACUAGUGGUGUACCAAUUAUGAAGCCAGGAUCUAAUCCUGCCAAAGAAAGGCCUGAAUUCUGUUUUGCAGAUGGAGCAUAUCCAGAGCAGGUUGACUGGAUAGGACAGAAGAAUCAAAUAGAUGCCGCCAAAGCUGCUGGUGUAAAGCAAAUUGUGGUGGUGGGAUCUAUGGGAGGAACAAACCCUAACCAUCCCUUAAACAGCCUUGGAAAUGGAAAUAUAUUGGUUUGGAAGAGAAAGGCAGAACAGUAUCUGGCAGACUCUGGAAUCCCAUAUACAAUCAUAAGGGCUGGAGGCUUGCUGGACAAACCUGGAGGUCUCAGGAAAUUGCUUGUCGGGAAGGAUGAUGAACUUCUUCAAACAGAGACAAGAACUGUUCCGAGGGCUGAUGUUGCAGAAGUCUGCCUUCAGGCAUUGAAACAUGAGGAGGCGAAGUUUAAGGCAUUUGACUUGACUUCAAUAGCAGAGGGGAGUGGUGAACCAACUACAGAUUUUGGCGCUUUUUUCUCCCAAGUCACAACUCGUUUUUAAUUUUGUUCGUCGCAACAAAGUGGAUUGCCCCUGUAAUUUUAUUGCGUUUCAAGCAAAAACUUUGGUGAAUGUUUACUGCUUGUCUUUUAGGGCUCCUUUUACGUGAUAAAUUUCCAUGAAUGCAAUGCUAUUUGCCUGAAUUCGACCA